This is a messenger RNA of Melampsora larici-populina 98AG31, 1668 nucleotides long. RefSeq lists its product as uncharacterized. NCBI's taxonomy places the organism in Eukaryota, Fungi, Basidiomycota, Pucciniomycetes, Pucciniales, Melampsoraceae. The transcript has 3 exons. Bases 1 to 1668 code for a protein of 555 amino acids. The record is from RefSeq and is a predicted model, not a curated record.
AUGGCCAACAGUCCCCCUCUCCCCAUCGAGGUCGUAGAGCUCAUCCUUUCAUACUACCUCGCAAAUUCGUCACAACCAGUUAUUAACUCCAGAAAUAGUGUUGACUCACCAUCAAUCGAACCCUCACUGCUAUUAGAACUUCUCAAUUUUCGUUUUAUCGCUCGAUCAUGGUCACUUGCGGUUUUACCACAUGCCUAUCAGAAUAUCCGCUUUGCGCCUCCCUCUAUAAUCCCGUCUUUCGUCGACAGUUGGAAACUCUCUGCCACCGUUUCUACUGGAGCAUCCAUACGCCGCCUUGCCUUUGAGAAAGUCGUAUCCCCUGACCUGUGCUCUAGCGUGGCUUGCGAGUGGUUUGGAAUUUCUAUAAAUCAAAUGAAUCGUGCCAAUUUCGAUCGCGCGCACCCCAGAAACCGAAGAAUCUUGAUCGAUGACGUCAAGCGAGUUUUAGAUUUAUGCUCCCUCACUCUUACCCACUUGAAACUUCAAUUCCUUUCCGCCGUCAGUUUUCCGCCCAAAUUCAUCAGCACUAUCGCAGGUACUGUCAAUUUGCAAGUUUUGAUCCUGACCGGCAAUCCCUACGGGCAUCAAAUUGAUCACACCGAGUCAAUACGAGACCUACUGAACAGUACUAGCCGUCUAUCUUCGUUAUCACUCAGGGUCUCUUUUUUAAGGCCUUUGAAUUUGGAUCAGACUUCACUGCCACAUCUGGAACACCUCUCAGUAACAUGCAACAGGAAUAAUUCAGCCGCGCUCAAACAAUUAUGCGAGCGCCAAGGUAGAGGCAUUAAGCAUUUGGAGGCCUUUGUACAUGCAGAUCGCGACGCUAUUAUUCCAAUUGUCUUAGCUUUAAGAUCCUCACUUGAGAGUUUAGCGAUCGAAUCUAUCCCUGGUCAUCUCCCUUUCGCUAUCCGGACUGAGAAUUUUCCGAAACUCAAAGUUAUUCGUACCGUGGAUACACUUCAUACCCGAAGAGGCCUCUCUUGGCUCCAAUUUGGGAUUUGUCAUAACAUGGAGACAUUCGUAACCAGUUAUUACCAUUCGGCUGAUCAUUGGCGCAAGGGGCUCGAGGCGCUUGAGGGGAGAUUGCUUAACAAACCUGCUACUUUCAAGAAGAUCGUCUUUGUUAAAACCAACUCGGACAUAGUCGACAGCGAAGCCGCCUCCUUAUCCGAUUUGUUGAAGUACCAUGGGAUACAUUGUGACUUCACGUCCCGGUGGAACUAUGCUGACUUGACUAACUUAACCACCGUACCCCUCGCUCAAACGACUGCGUCUGAAGUCCCGCCGCCUGUCCCCGAGAUUGAUUGCCGACAAUUACCUUCGCUGAGUAAACAUCCAGCGUUUGGUGAUAGAAUUACCCUUACAAUCGCAACCAUGCGACUGCCUCCUUCCCUGCCUACUUUACAUAUCCAAUUCAAGCUUCCAAUUUGUCUAGCUACGGUCGAAAUCAGCAUCAAAUUUCAAUGCACUAUUAUAUUUAAAAACAUUUCAAGCUCCUCACUUUUCACUGUCCGCCAAUAUAGAAUGUCAGUGACAAACCUCCACUUUGGCAAGGCAUUCUCCCUAUGCGAUCUCAUUCCAAAGGUACAAUUUUUCUCGGCUCUGCCGGUGCUAUUUCUUGCCUACGGUCUUGGCAAAUCAGAUAGUUUAUUGUUCCAGAAUCCCUAA